This is a messenger RNA of Sorghum bicolor (sorghum), 1829 nucleotides long. RefSeq names its product homeobox protein knotted-1-like 10. Gene Ontology annotation, molecular function: DNA binding; DNA-binding transcription factor activity, RNA polymerase II-specific. Gene Ontology annotation, cellular component: nucleus. The record is from RefSeq and is a predicted model, not a curated record. The coding region runs from base 588 to 1499 and encodes 303 amino acids. Lineage: Eukaryota; Viridiplantae; Streptophyta; Magnoliopsida; Poales; Poaceae. Gene Ontology annotation, biological process: regulation of DNA-templated transcription. The transcript is spliced from 5 exons.
CCUACCUUUACCACUCCCUAGCUCUAUUCCUUGCCUCUUUCCCAAUCUCACUGGCAGGCACUGCCGGCCUCCAUCAUCCUCCCCAGUCCCAGUCCCAGAGAGAGGCAGUUCACCCCCAUGUAUCCCGCUGCUGCAGAGAUCACGGCCAGCUUCUGCGCCUGCAGCAGCUCCAGCAGUAGCAGCAGCAGCAGCAGCAGGGUCUGCAGUGCAAACGGCAGCUGCUAGUUCCCCUUCCCCCCAUGAUCUCCCCUACCUUUUCUUGUUCUUGCUUGCCCCUUUUUUUCUUCUGCGCUAGCUGCCGCCGCUUCUUCUUCUUCUUCUUCGUCUUCCUGGAGCUUCCCGCAUCCACACAUGCCCCAAGAACCAGACAAAUAAACUACACAGAACCAUCGGGGGUCUUCUUCUACUACUAUUUCGUUCCAGCGAUUUUAUUUUUAUUAUAUGGAUGUGUGCACAGGUGCAUGUAGAUAGGUAGUAGAAGGUAGAUUAGGCGGCAGCAGCAGCAGCAGCAGCUUGGUUCGUUGCUGGGGGCACGCGAUCGAGUCGAGCUCCAGGAGCCAAGAAGAUUGCUGGGAGGCGCGGCGGGCAUGGAGGAUCUGUACAGCAUCCACCCGGGGAUCUCGCGCGCCGGGGCGGCGGCGGCGGCCAGCGAGGCGUCCGGUGUAGCCGGUGGACCGGGCUCUUCCCCGCCCCCGCCGCCGCAGCCGCCUCCUCCGCCGCCGGCGGAUCUGACGGAGCUGGUCAAGGCGCAGAUCGCCGGGCACCCGCGCUACCCCUCUCUCCUCUCCGCCUACAUCGAGUGCCGCAAGGUGGGCGCGCCGCCGGAGGUGGCCACGCUGCUGGAGGAGAUCGGACGGGAGAGGUGCGCCGCCGCCUCCGCUGGCGGGGAGGUCGGCCUGGACCCCGAGCUCGACGAGUUCAUGGAGGCGUACUGCCGGGUGCUGGAGCGGUACAAGGAGGAGCUGUCGCGGCCGUUCGACGAGGCGGCGUCUUUCCUCAGCAGCGUCCGGACGCAGCUCAGCUCCCUCUGCGGCGGCGCCGCCUCGCUCUCCGAUGAAAUGGUAGGGUCCUCUGAGGACGAACCAUGCUCAGGAGACACAGAGGCGACUGACCUGGGUCAGGAGCACAGCUCACGGUUGGCUGACCGUGAGCUCAAGGAGAUGCUGCUGAAGAAGUACAGUGGUUGUUUGAGCCGGCUGCGGUCUGAGUUCCUGAAGAAGAGGAAGAAAGGGAAGCUACCGAAGGAUGCUCGGUCGGCGCUGAUGGACUGGUGGAACACGCAUUACCGCUGGCCAUACCCUACUGAAGAGGAUAAGGUGAGGCUGGCAGCGAUGACUGGGUUGGACCCGAAGCAGAUCAACAACUGGUUCAUCAACCAGCGGAAGCGGCACUGGAAGCCAUCGGAGGACAUGCGGUUCGCGCUAAUGGAGGGUGUCACGGGCGGCGGAUCAUCCUCCGGGACGACGCUCUACUUCGACACUGGCACGAUCGGGCCGUGAUCACACUCUGACGACAUCAGUUGCAGCAUACAAUUUACUGGGCAUGUAGUGUUUGCAUUGCAGUUCAACUGCAUUGCACUGCACUGCACUGCCAAUGGGGGUAAUUGUUGGUUGAUGAUAUGGAGAUUAGUCACAUGAACGAACCAAUAACCGCUGUCAUUUUGUCGGGAUUUUAUUGUGUAUAUGGGCGACAACGUGUUCGGUACACUGCACACAGUAUGUAGUACUACAAGGGAAGUUGCUGUCCAGUCCAGAUGGCCCUGUAAAGACUCUGUCUGAAAGUACCAUAACAAUUACUUAUAACAUGAAUUGUUUAGUUGCCUGUAUGUA